GGAUGAUGCAGACAAGCGUUGCGCUCCGCAGCCAAUUUUUGCAUCUGCUUUUUGUUACGGCCGACCUGCAGUUUGGCAAUCGGCUGCCUGCUGUGUGAAACCAUAUUCACGCACCUGUGCACGGCACUGGAGGGGCUGAAGGGAAGAUCAUGGACACCAGCGCGAGGGCCUUCGACGGAUGUGGCACUGUAUCUUCGAGCAGCAUGUCGCAGACACAGGGUGCCGCAGUCGACGUCGGCGGGAGCGGGAUGGACACGACCGAGGUCGAGGACGCCGAGGACGCGAGGACGGGAUUGACGAAGGCCGACCCGAGCCUCAUCUGCGGCAGCAACGAGAGCAGCCAGCCCGCAGCGGGGUCCCGCCCGAGGCGCUGGACUUCGCCAGAAGGGCGCAGCUGGAGCCCAGAGCUGCUGCCUCGGGGCCCCAGCGCCGCGUACGAGAGCAGCGUCGUCAUGGCGAUGCUCGAUGCCCACCACGGAAUGCUGUCGCGCGUGCUGGAGGCGCAGGAACGCCACGAGGCCAAUAUGCACGCCCAGACGAGGCUGAUCCUGCGCUCGUUAUCGGGCACCUUGAGGAGCGCCAGCUCGGCGGCCCUGGUGCCGAAGCCGCAGAGGGCGGAGCCCGGCGCCGAGGGCUCCGUCGACGGGGGCCUGGGCAUGGCCUCGCGAGGGGCCGAAGGCUCGGACGGAGACAGCGUGGGAGCGUCUCUACAAGCACCGCCCAUGUACCCCAGCGAGGACUCAAAGCAGUGGCAGGCCUCGUUCACGGACCAGGACGGCAACGCGUGGGUGCCACCGCCGGUGGGUGCGAGGAGGUCCCUGGCCUCGCCGGCGCCGUCGGCUGCGGGCAGCGGCUCUGCGAGCACAGUGGGUAGCAGGACGACACCACCGACGGAGAAGCACGACCUGGACGAGACGCUGCAACGCUUGCGCCAGUCUGGGAAGGUUUUCUUCUGGAACAACGCGAGCUCGGACGAUAGCAAGCUGCGCACCGCAGGAUGUCGCAACGGCAGCGGGGUGGUGUCAAGGAUUGUCCACAAUGUGGUAUUCGAGAUGAUUGUCUCGGUCGUGAUCGUGGCAAACGCUGGGACCAUUGGCUACCAGGCCGACCAUGACAUGUCUCUGAUUGGGCGCUCUGGUGAGGAAGAAUCACCGCACAAUUUCCUCUGGGCCAACAGGGUCUUUGCACUUGUGUUCUUCGCGGAGCUCAUCCUUCGCAUAGUAGCUGAGGGAUUCAGUUUUGCUUGCCCCUCCAGCAAGAAUUUUAGUUGGAACAUGUUCGACUGCUUCAUCGUUGCGUCGUCCCUCGUGGAAGAGCUGGCCCUGGUCAUAUCGUCCACUUGGCGGAGUCAUAUAUCUUCUCUCCGCGUCGUGCGCAUCCUUCGUCUCGUUCGAGCGGUUCGGGUUGUCAGGAUACUCCGCUUCUUCCGCGAGUUGCGCAUCAUGGUAUCGGGGAUCAUGAAUUGUGGAAGGUCAUUGCUCUGGGCAUCGCUCCUGAUCGUCGUCAUGACCUACAUUUUCGCAGUUGUGUUCCUCCAGAUCACCACCACGUGGCUCGAGGACGAGGGUUUCCCAGACUCCUGCGAGGAUAACUUCCUCUCCCCGUGCGUGGUGAAGGCGAAUUUCCGUUCAUUGACAUGGAGUAUGUACACGCUGUUUAAGUCCAUGUCAGGAGGCAGUUCUUGGGGCGAGAUUUCAGACCCGAUGGGGACUAUAUCGCCAUUAGUGCCCUAUUUGUUUUGUGUGUACAUCAUGCUGGCCGUCUUCGUGGUCCUCAAUGUGAUCCAGCUGCCUGCGGCACCCCCCGCCACCGUGCCGACACAGCAGCGCUUCAGGAAGGAGGUUGAGUUUAGGACCCGUUCCAGUUGGGCGCCCUGCCUGGAUUGGCGGGGUCUCAAAC
Molecule: messenger RNA, 1899 nt
Organism: Prorocentrum cordatum
Lineage: Eukaryota; Dinophyceae; Prorocentrales; Prorocentraceae
Source: the annotation of a GenBank genome assembly